Messenger RNA from Anarrhichthys ocellatus (wolf-eel), 4880 nucleotides. It is a transcript of the gene snx16, whose product is annotated as sorting nexin 16. The transcript is spliced from 8 exons. NCBI's taxonomy places the organism in Eukaryota, Metazoa, Chordata, Actinopteri, Perciformes, Anarhichadidae. Gene Ontology annotation, biological process: protein targeting to lysosome; early endosome to late endosome transport; endosome to lysosome transport. Gene Ontology annotation, molecular function: phosphatidylinositol binding. The record is from RefSeq and is a predicted model, not a curated record. The coding region runs from base 275 to 1339 and encodes 354 amino acids. Gene Ontology annotation, cellular component: early endosome; late endosome.
ACCGAGGUAACAUGAACAGGGGAGGGGAGGAGAUAGUGCAGUGGAAUAACAGCAACAGAACAACCAGACAUCGGGCUUUAUACGUUUAAAAAUGCUUUUCUGAAGGGGACGGAUACUGGCUUCCUGGGUACUCGGAGUCGUUGUCAGCCCCCCCACGGUGAGCAUCACUGCUUCACUUCAUUAUUGCACAGCUUCCACUGAAGCAAAGCCAGGUCCGUGUGAAGAGCCUGGUUGACUACUGCGGUGGCGGGGCAGGAGGACAAAGCUCAGGAAGAUGGCAUCACCCUUUGUGCCUGUCCCCGUGCCGUUUGACAGAGCCUUGUCAGCAGGUAGCAGCAAGCUCAGGCGGCCACAGCGAGCUUCGUCACUAGGCAGCGUCUCCAGCAUCUUGGCCGGGGAGGACCAUGGAAGAGGAUGCGGAGGAUUAGGUUCCCGGCGGCAAUCCCGCGGCAUGGACAGUGGCGGUCGGAGCAGGACACCACCACCCCUCUUCAGCCCUGUGACACUGGCCAGGGUGAACGGGACUCUGGAGCCCUCCAUCGAGUACUCCAGCUGUCCACGCUCCAUUUCGGAUCCUGCUGGGAGCCAGCAAGGCGAGGAGAGGCCCUUUACCCCCACUUUGCUGGGGUAUGAGGUCAUGGAGGAGAGGGCCAAGUUCACGGUAUUCAAGGUCCUGGUCAGGAAGACUCCCGAUGAGAGCUGGGUUGUUUUUAGAAGGUACACAGACUUCUCCAGACUCAACGACAAGCUGAAGGAGAUGUUCCCCGGCUUCCGCCUCUCGCUUCCUCCCAAGCGGUGGUUCAAAGACAACUAUGACAGCGACUUCCUGGAAGACAGACAGUUGGGACUACAGGCUUUUUUGCAAAACCUGGUGGCACACAAGGACAUCGCCAACUGCCUGGCAGUGAGAGAGUUUCUGUGUCUUGAUGACCCACCUGGGCCUUUUGAUAGUCUGGAGGAGAGCAGAGCGUUCUGUGAGACUCUGGAGGAGAGCAACUAUCGUCUCCAGAAGGAGCUGCUCGAGAAGCAGAAGGAGAUCGCCUCCCUGAAGAGGAGGUUGCAAGAGAGGGAGCAAGCCCUCCUGCUACUGCAGAAGCAUAUCAAUGGCGAGUGUGUGAGCCCCGAGUCUCUGUGCGAUCUGUCAGCUCAGGGCAGCGAGAGCAGUGCAGAUGUGGAGUCGUCCGCUGCAGAGGCUGAUCAGGAUGUGCUUGACGACACUGGUGGCAGAUGUGAGGUCCAACCUUUGCGAUCCUCCGCCUGUUGGUGUGGUCCGCCACUCAGCGCCUCUCCUCCGGUCAUUGAGGUCACUCAGCUUCACCACCAGAAGCUGGAAGAAUAACAAUGAACACUGGUCCCCCUCUCCUCCUCGUCCCUCCAUUUCCUCCUCCCCUACUUCAUUAUAUUUGAGUGCUUUUCCAUAACUUCUUGUUUGUUUUUCUGGCCUCUUUACCUUAUCAUUCCUUCCUCCCGCCACAACUCCAAUUUCCUCUUUUCACUUUCCACUUUGUUACUGCUGUUUGGCCUUUCAGUCUUGGAGAUGGAUCUGAAGCAGCAGUUAUCUCAAGAUCCGUGUAAAUGUUAAAAGGGAACAUCUUCAUACUGCAACAGCCUGUUUCACUUAUAUUUCCCCCUACACAAUGGGUCAUGGGAUAUUUUAGCUGGCCCCUACAGAAGACAUCCUGAAGACCUCACUCAACAUGUGCAAGAUAUGAACUAUAUCUUGAAUUACAUGGCUACACUUAUUUAAAACUAAAACUAAGUUGAUCUGUCUUGUGGGGAUUUUUCAAUCCUUCCCGUUUACUUUUGAACCUCGUACAGCGGCCGCCAGUCUGAAUCAACUUGAUCCUGCAGUCACAAAGCCAAAGUUUGGCUUCUUGACCAAAAAAAAAAGAUCACUUAGACAUUCACAGUCAUGACAAUCUACAGAAAACCUGAACCAUCACCUCAUCAGUUUCUGCAGACGUGCGUUGUGGCUCAUCACUUGUGAUGAGAGGCCCUCCUCUCAAACCAGAGAAACACCCCCCCCCCCCCCCAUGCGACUAUAGGAAUAAAUAAAAGUCUGGAUAGAUUAGAUGUCUCAGGAUAUGCACCAGUAACCAGGUGGGUAUCACAGAGGAUUGAUAACUUUAUGUACUUCCAUGUCAUUGCUUUGUACUGCCAUUGACUCCCAUUCAUACUUCUUGGGGUUUUCACUUUCAGUUUGCGUCUAAAGGCCUCGGCUCCGCCUUGUGUUAGUGCCAUGGAAGAUUUCUGGUGAACUAAAGUCCUGUGAGAGACCAUACAUCAAAUCUGUAAUGUAUUCUAUUGAGAGAGAGAGACAAGGAAAUGUGGUCCAUUGUUGCUUUUAGAGGAAUGUAAUGUCAUUCCCCUGACACAUGCAUCAGUUUGCUUAUGCCAAUUUAAGGAAAGUCCAUACAUAUUUACAACACUAAACCUCUUCUGGCACCUUGCCUGUUAAUAGAGUAGACUGAGCCUGGACUUGCAUCAGUUUCCUCGAGGUCAACCUAGAUGUUGUAACAUGGGUAUCAACGAGGGAUCAGUUCACCCAUUCAACAAAAAAACAAAACAUUUUCUACUUACCCCUACGAGUGUGUGGCCUUGCAGAAGGUUUUGGUCAUAUCUACUAUAGAUUUUAACGGUUAUCUAUAUACAGAAUUCAGUGCAUUAACAUAGCAGCAAACAGCUAUUUGUAAUGUGAAGAUAAAAAAAAUAUAUACAAAACCGGGAAAUACCGGAAGUGAACGAGUCACCAUUACUACGGUGGCGUCUCUCGCAUGCAAGCUGUCCUAGGAAGUGUAAAAUGUUCUACUUUCAAGUUUACUUUCCGUAUUAACUUACUUUUAACAAUGAUGUCGAGAACAACCUGCACUUAUCAGCUGCCUAAUGUUAGUCUAACGUGGUGAAACAAGUAACAUCAGCCAAGUCAACGCUGCUUAGGUAGCGUAGCAAAGGUUAGUGUGCUUAAAUCAACUAAGCUAACCUAAUGUCCUUGUAAUAGCCUUCAAUUUUACUUUAAUCAAUUAACAAAUAUAUACUAAUCUGUUUAUUAUCUACACCAACCAUUUAAGUAAGUUACUACGAGUAACCAAGGACGGACUUAGCUGAAAGUCAUCAGUUAACACGGUUAACAGACACUGAGUCACUACGACAUACAUUUUAGUGGACGCCAGUCUCUUUUGUUCCCCACUGGCGAAGUAAUGGCCGCCGCUGUGCAUUGCGCUCAUAUGGCAAUUACCGCUGAUAAUGCCGCCCCGCCCCAGAUCGUUCCCCUUUUAGGUAAACACUGUUGGCUCUCUCAGCACUGGUGCCGUCAUCUGCACUGUUUCGUGCUUAUAGCACAGUUAGCUGCUAGCCGCAGCCUCAGCCGGCUCCGUGUUGAAAGCUGUGUGGAGGCAUUGAAUUCUGUUCUCAGCAAGCAUCUUUAAAUAUAUCCACUUCUAAUGUUUCUGCCUCUAUCUUCAUCUAAUUUAGGUCAAUGGAAUUUUUGUUUGUGGUGCCCAAAGUACUGGUAAAAUGGCAUGAAAAACAGUAAUCCACAGAUUAUCCACAGACACGGUGAAACCACCAUCUACCGGCGCAUACUCCCUCUUGACGGGGCCAUCUGAGGGUAACAUCAUGAGUAACUGUGACCUCUGCACAUAAAACCAAAACUAUCUGCAAUGCUAGAUUCCUGUAAGAGUAGGCGAGAACAUUUUGUCGUCUGGAUGAACUAACCUUUUACAUCUAGGGUUGCUAAUCUUGAGACACUAGCAAGAGUGUGUUAGCAGCGGCACUCGAGUCAGGCUAGAGUCUUGACAAUUCUGCGACUAUAAUGCAUAAAGUUGGCGGUAUGCGUUCGGGUCGGGUGGUUGAUAAACGCUUAAUUUGCAGGUCGGGCGGUGCAGAUUGUCUUUUAUAGCGGGUCGGUGGGUGCGGGUAUUAGAAAAGAGUGUCACCAGGCCCAAAAGCCAUAUAAAACACUUGAAGGGCAGUGGUUUCACAUUUUGUAGUGUGUUUUCACUCUUUGAUGAUGAGUUAAUGAAGUGUAUAACAACCACAGCUCUAUCGAAUCCUCUCACACUUGACCUAGAAAAAAAGGUUAUGUGAUGCACUUUAUGGAUGAAUGGCAACCCAUAACGUUUGCUAGGAUAUGCUUUUUACUACUUCAUUUGUUUGAGACAGAAACGUGCCUUUUCAACCACUGAAUCUGUCUUGAUUUCCAACUGGAUCUAAUGUGUCAAUGUUUGAUUUAUGUAUAUGAGUUUUGUUAAUGUGUUGUUCUGUAAAUUCCCUUCACGCGUAAUUCUAAGUGCCUUGGAACAUUUUUCACCUAACUUUUCUUUUGAUGUGUUUAAAUAGCUUUAUAGAUUUGUGCAGAACAUGAAACAAUUCCACUUUGUUCCUCUGAUGGAAACAAUCUUUUAAAUAACCCUUAUGUGUAUGUUGUUGCUUGGAAUAGAAUGAAGACUUUUUUUUGUAAUGAUACAUGAAUCAAUAUGAAGUUUUAGUUGCAUAUAUACACCUAUAGUUGCACUAUGAAAGACUUAAAUGAAUAACCUUUGGUGUCACUAUUAAUGUCCUGGGUUUAAAAGGGGGUAAUUCACUGAGACGUCUGGUCCGAAAUGAAUACUGUGGACACAAAAAAAUGUCACAGCAGAGAUGUUUAUCAGAAAUAAAUAUUGAAUUCACCCACAAUCAAAUGUGGAAUGAUCUAUUGAAUACACGUGUAUGCUUCUUCACAUUUAAAGUCUGCUUUCAUGAAAUCAGAUUAGUAGUCUCUGCUUGGGUGAAAUAAACUGUCAGGUCUCAUAAGUGAUGAGAUGAUGUGGGUUUACAGUUACUGUAAGGCCCAUUUUAAAAGUGUGAUGCUUUCAAAAUGUAAUAAAUUCUUAUCACAGAAA